Messenger RNA from Rhinichthys klamathensis goyatoka, 606 nucleotides. Its product is annotated as protein shisa-like-2A. NCBI's taxonomy places the organism in Eukaryota, Metazoa, Chordata, Actinopteri, Cypriniformes, Leuciscidae. The transcript has 3 exons. The coding region runs from base 1 to 504 and encodes 167 amino acids. The record is from RefSeq and is a predicted model, not a curated record.
AUGAACGCGGAUUGCGCGGGAUAUUACAACGCGGAGAGCGUGUUUGUCAGCGGCUUCACGUGCCCCAAACCCGACAGCGACGCGCGCGCGACAUUCUGCUGCGGGUUCAAUGACGUCAAAUACUGCUGCGACGAUCCCAACAGCUUUUUCCCAUAUGAAUAUGGAUACAUGUGGUGGCUUAGUUUGGGAGCUCUGGUUGGUUUGUCUAUUGCUGCUGUGGUGCUGCUAGCCUUCAUCAUCACUCUUUGUGUGCUUUGCUACCUGUUCAUCGCCACUAAACCCCGAGGGUUGGACAACGGACUGCCUCUAAGAGCACCAGGAUCUGGGGCCAGUCCUCAGGAGGGUCCGAGCCAAGCCAGCGCGCCGUCGGGACCGCAAGGUUUCCGCAAGCAUUUCCUAAGAGGCAAACUAGACUGUGACAACCAGCCGCCGGAUCCGGACCGGCUGUUCCAGCGCUGCUUCAUGGCUACGGUCACCACCAUCAAUGUAGAGGGACCUUCAUAAAGCCCUGGAGCUGAACAACAUCACCCAGGAGUCCUUUCAGUGGCUUUAGCCAAUCAUCAUGCGACUGAUGGAACAUUUUCAACGAUUCUGCUUUGAGGUUUU